AUGGUAGAUUUUGAAGAAAAAAUUCCAAAUUUUCGCAUUCUUCCACUUGUUCAGCCCAACCCCGACGGUCAUGAGAUCGAUAUUCAGAAGAUUAAGAUGGAAUUACGAGGCGGUUUAUCAGAUUGCCCCGCAGAAGAUCGAUGUAUGGCUUGGCUUUCAGUUUUUGGCGUAUUCCCAAAGAAUCCGAACGAAUGGCCACUAAUACGUGCUCAAAUACUUUCGUUAUAUGAUAUACUCAUCAAAGAAUAUGGGGUUGAAAAUUGGCUCACAGUCAUUAUGAAGAAAAACACCCGCAAAGCAGAUAUAAAUCUUCCAUAUAGUUCAGUUAUGGCAUUAAUACAUACGGACAUCAUUCGAACUGGAAGGCAUAUUUUUUUCUUCCCGCCAGAUCCAGUUUUAGUUGAAAAUGACACUGAUGAAUGCUUAUAUGCCUUUCACUCUACUAUACGCAAGUUAGAGAGAAUACUCUAUGUCUUUGCUAGGGCAAAUGAAAAUUAUGGUUACAUGCAAGGUUUUAACGAACUUGUUGCCCCAAUAUUAUAUGUUAUAACAAAGGCAAAACGGCUUUUCGAUGGAAAUGAACUUGAAUGUGAAGCAAUAACCUUUUAUUUAUUCCAAAAUUUGCUAACUACGACCUCUAUUAGUGAAUACUACGAUACAAGAGAUAAGUCAUCGCAACUUGAACAACGAUUAGAGGUUUUCCAUACAUUAUUUAAUAGAUUAUGUCCAAAACUCUGUUCUUUAUUUGAUUCAUUAGGAUUAGAUCCAUUUAUAUAUGCUUUUAGAUGGUUUAAUCUGAUAUUUGCUCAAGAACACGAUUUGCCAUCUUUAUUAUUUUUAUGGGAUAACUGCUUCUCGAGAUUAGAGCAUUUAAGUGACUAUAUUCUUUAUGUUGCUGUCGCUCACAUCGAAGAAGUAUCUUCUCGCUUUACUCGAUUGGAAUUUUCUGUAAUUGUUGAAGUUUUGCAAAAUAUGCAAGAACCUAACGUUUUCAAUAUCCUUAAAGAGGCCAAUAGGCUCUGGGAAAUUGAUGCAAAAUUCAGAAAUUCAAAAAAGAAAAAGAAAUAA
Trichomonas vaginalis G3 is the source of this 1068-nucleotide messenger RNA. RefSeq names its product regulation of vesicle fusion. The record is from RefSeq and is a predicted model, not a curated record. Bases 1 to 1068 code for a protein of 355 amino acids. Lineage: Eukaryota; Parabasalia; Trichomonadida; Trichomonadidae. The transcript has a single exon. Gene Ontology annotation, biological process: activation of GTPase activity; intracellular protein transport. Gene Ontology annotation, molecular function: GTPase activator activity.